Molecule: messenger RNA, 2208 nt
Organism: Drosophila biarmipes
Lineage: Eukaryota; Metazoa; Arthropoda; Insecta; Diptera; Drosophilidae
Product: neprilysin-1
Exons: 1
Coding region: 73-2133 (686 amino acids)
Biological process (GO): protein processing
Cellular component (GO): plasma membrane
Molecular function (GO): metalloendopeptidase activity
Source: RefSeq, a predicted model, not a curated record
UCGAUUCCCGCUCAGUUUCGUUUCGGCAAUCAUUCGGAUCACACGGGAAAAGUCGCUAUACCGCCGCUGAUAAUGGUCUAUCAACCGCUCCGACUCCUGCUGGGAGUCAUCCUCCUUUCCAUCUGCGUAUGUGAUGCUUCUCUGCCACAUCCUUUGGCUGCAAAUUACACCUAUGACAUCCUGCGACUGGCCAAAGCGGCUCACAUUAAGGCUUACAUGGGCGAGGACAAGGAGGAAGCUUGUUCCAACUUUUACAACUACGCCUGCGCCAAUUGGCCACGUUUGCAUCCUGCUCGUUUGUCCAGCCAGCGGACCAAUUACCUGGAGGAACUGCAGGAGCUGUAUAUCAGGAAGAGCGCCGAGAUGCUCAAGAGUGCCACAAGAGGUGCUGAGAACAGUGCCGAUCGGCAGUUGAAGAACUUCUAUGGCUCGUGCCGCCUCCAAUCCAACGACAGCCGAUCCCUUUUGGCUACCCUACAAAAUGUGGCUGACUUCCGAGGUGGCUGGCCAGAGAUUCGAGUUCCAUCCUGGUAUCAGUACGAGUACGAUUGGCUGCAGGUGGUGGCCAACCUGAAGCGUAACCUUGGCGUGGACAUCUUCAUAGGCUUAAAUGUGAUUCUCGACUACAAGGAGGAGAAGAUGCACCGCCUGAAGAUCGGCGCACCCGAAUUCCCCAUGUCACGUCGCCACUACUUGAAUGACCACUUUGAAGGCACUCGGGAGCUCUACGAACGUUCUAUCGAGAAGAAGCUGAAGCUAUAUUUCCCGGGACAAUCGGAGCACUGGCUGCGUGAGGUGUCCUCUCAGGUGGUCCAAGUAGAGCAGCAGCUGGCCAAGGGAUUGCCCCACAAUGCCGCGCUCACCCUGGAGCAAACCACUCGCCAGAGGUCCGCCGCCGAGAUGAAGGCCGCCUAUGGCAGCUUUGUAGAUGUGACCCGCUAUUUGCAGCUCAUUUUCAACGACAACCUUUACAUGGAUAUAUACGAGACACCCGAGGAUUAUUUCUCCAAUCUUGUGGAUGUGAUAAGGGAAACGCCCAAACUGCAGCUGGCAAACUAUACGAUGUGGAAGGCUCUGGAGGCUUUGGAUGCUGCUCGAGUGCCGCCCUCCCAGCAAACGGACAUUUGGUGCGUCCAACUGGCCCAGCAGUAUUUCCCCCAUCAGCUGGAGAGUCUGUUCCACCGCAACUACAACCACAUGCAGAUGAUCAAUGAGCUGCAGUCGACAUGGUCGGAUAUCAAGCGAGUCUUUCGCGAGGAUCUACAGGCCUCGGAGCGUUUACUCUGGCUUACGUUGGAGACCAGGCAGAAGGCCAUCACCAAGCUGGAGUCCUUGAAGCUGCAGUUCCGAACCCACGACGACAACAAGUUAAUCCGCCAGAUGCACGGGCUUGACCUGCACCUGGAUCACUUUUACCCGAACUUAGUGAAGGUCCUCAAGUGGAAGACGCAGCGCGGUUUGGCCAAGUUAAUGGAGGAACCGGUUGUCGAGGAUGAAGUGUACAAACUGCCGCACUACGAGAUCCACAAGAAUCGCAUCCAGGUGCCAAUCACCUUCCUGCAGGCGAGGUUCUUCUGGGAUCCCGCCUAUCCCAAUGCCCUGAAGUACGCCACUUUGGGUGUGCUCCUCGCUCGCCAAAUGCUCCACGGAUUCGAUGGCGUGGGCAGGCGUUACGACUCCUAUGGUUAUCAAAACAACUGGUGGGACAACACCUCGGAGAGUUCGUAUUCCCGACGCACCCAGUGCUUCCAGGAGCAGUACGCCAUCUUUGUGGAGUACAAGGGCAAGCCCGUUCACGAUAAGGAUCUGCUGCGUCGAAUUGUGGCCGAUAAUGGUGCUUUGGAUAUCGCCUAUCGGGCCUAUCAGCAGUGGCUGAAGAAUGCGGCCGAAACUCCGGCAAUCUACCAGCGGGAACGACUUCCGCUUCUCGAUCACGACAACAAUCAGCUUUUCUACCUGGGCUACGCGCAGCUGUACUGCACCGAUUACCCGGAAUCUGUGGAGCACUUCGACGAGCUUCCCGAGCAGCUGCGGAUCAACAAGGCGCUGUCCAACUCGCAGCCCUUCACCAACGCUUUCGGUUGCACCAGAGAGGAUAAGCUGAACGCACGCUUUAAGUGCACCCUCUACUGAGAGAAGAAUAUUUGCCAUCCAUUUUUAAUAGAUUUAAACCACCAGUCUACGAAAUAAAAGCUAUGUUGCACUUUU